UUGUUAUUUCAGACGUAGUUUAGAAAGUGAUCUGUUUUUUAUCCAUCUGAGCCUCGAUAGCCUGGCACUGUUGCGUAAAAACUGGGGGGCUGGUUGAAUGUUUACUCGAGUCAGGAUUGUCAGGGAUCUCGUUGGAUGCAACUGCCAACACGAUUCGACGUAUUGUAAAAAGCAUGCUCCGCUAGAACUGUAGUAACAAUUGAAUAACUACGAAAAAAUUUAAUAUGACCACAAAUUAUGAAUACGAGUACCAGAUAUGCGAAGACAUGGAUCAAAUAGGAGAGCCAUCACAGAAUAAAAACCUGGAAGGUUUUGGCUACCUUUUAACAGCAACGGAAGUGUUUGGAGUAUUACUUAUAAUAUUGGUAAUUGUAUGGACAACCUGUUACCGAGAUGGUUUCGCAUGGAGCUCUUAUCCAAAGCAGCAGUUCAACUGGCAUCCAUUAUUAAUGACAAUUGGAUUGGUUUUCCUUUAUGCUAAUGCAAUGUUGAUAUACAGAUCACAGCGGACCGUCAGGAAACGGCGUUUGAAGUUACUUCAUGCAGGAAUGAUGAUUUUUUCUUUGCUACUGACCAUUAUUGCUUUAGUCGCAGUAUUUGACAGUCACAAUUUAAACAAGCCUGAGCCGAUCCCCAACAUGUACUCUCUACAUAGCUGGGUGGGAUUGACGAGUGUUAUUCUUUUCUGCUGUCAGUGGGUAGCCGGCUGCGUGUCUUUUCUGUAUCCUGGAAUCCAGUCACAAUUGCGAGCUGUAUACAUGCCGGUGCAUGUUUAUUUUGGCACUGCGGGAUUCAUUGGUGUUAUCGCUUCGUGUCUCCUAGGACUUAACGAGAAGGCGAUAUUUGCUGUUUCAAAUUACUCCGACUUCCCACCGGAAGGAAUUCUUGUAAAUGUCAUUGGAGUAGUUCUCAUCGUCUUCGGCGGCCUUACAGUGUAUCUGUCAUCGCAGCAUCGAUAUAAACGUUUACCGAGGCCUGAAGAUGACAUCCUUCUGACUGGUGCAAGUGACUGAAAAAUGCAGUUAUCAUUGUCAACAACGCACUCAGCAUUUUACAAAAUGUAAUAUACUCGAUGUAAUAUUUUCAAUCCUCAAAGGUAAUGUGCGAAUUUUUAUCCGAAUUUAGUCGUGAGCUUCGAUCGUUUAAUUUUCACGUGCUUGUCAAAACGACUGCAAGCUUAUUUAAUUUCAAUUAUUCGAACCAACUUUAACAAUCUCAAUAUUUUGCUACGCUCUGUACAGCAAUAACCACAUAUCCCUUCCGGUUCACUGGUACGAUAAUAACAAAUCAGGUAUAUCUAUUUUUACUUGUAUCGUGAACAAUUUUUUAACAUAAUUUUUAACCAUUUCCAAAGUAUUUCAUGUUCUUGUCAAUCAUGAUGCUUCUAAGUAAUGAUAAGGUACCUGACUCUACUGACCAAUAUUCUACAUGAAAGUAUAAAUCUGUCUUCAAUUCUAUGUGUUUACGAUGAAAGUAUAGAAUACAUUGUGAAGAAUAAUGCACAAUAAUUUAUAUUAAUAACGUACUGGCGCACAAGUCUCGGUAAACGUGUGUACAUUCCUAACUAUGGUGCUAAAUGCAAUGAUAUGUAUACGCGAAGUACGAAUAUUUAAGGUUGUGAAUUUUCAUAUUGUUUUAAAAUAUAUAUCCCAUAUCGCUCUUAGCAAUUUUACGUUGCGUUAUCUUCGAGUUAAUGUCUCAGUGCAAAUAAAUAAUAUAUGUAUGUUAA
Molecule: messenger RNA, 1729 nt
Organism: Orussus abietinus
Lineage: Eukaryota; Metazoa; Arthropoda; Insecta; Hymenoptera; Orussidae
Product: cytochrome b reductase 1
Exons: 6
Coding region: 225-1013 (262 amino acids)
Molecular function (GO): oxidoreductase activity
Source: RefSeq, a predicted model, not a curated record